AUGUCCCACCCGCUCCCCCGCCGAAUCGAUGUACACUCGCAUUUCCUCCCGCCAUUCUACCGUACUGCGCUAGCUGAAAAUGGGCACACAUUCCCUGACGGCAUGCCAGCCAUCCCCGAGUGGUCUCCUGAAUACCAUCUGGAAAUGAUGAGCAUCGCCAAUGUCUCCAAGUCCAUCCUGUCUGUUUCUUCGCCAGGAACGCACAUAGUCGCUGGGAACGACGCACUAUGCAGAGAUCUAACACGUCAAUGCAAUGCCUACGCCGCACAGCUCAAAGCGCAGCAUCCAGACAAAUUUGGCGUGUGGGCCGCGCUGCCACUUCCAGACGUUGAAGCAAGUCUGCUGGAGAUCGAGACGUGUCUUGGCGAGGAAGCUGAGGGCUUCGGCCUCAUGACCAACUAUCACGGCAAUUAUGUUGGUGCCGAAUCGAUGGAUCGCGUGUUUGAUAAACUCAACCAGAUAGCCGCAACCGUCUUCAUCCAUCCCACCAAGCCGUGCAUAAAGCAAUGCCACGAUACGUCGAGCGCGCAAACUACGGCUGCUCUUCCCCUUGGCGACCAGUACCCUGUCCCUAUUUUUGAGUUCUUCUUCGACACUGCGCGCGCCGUCAUCAAUCUCUUCAGCACGGGGACCGUGGAUCGCUGCCCAAACAUCAAGUUCAUCAUUCCGCAUUCCGGGGGUGCGUUGCCACCGCUCAUGACACGCUUCAUUCAGUUCUCAAGCGUGGUACCUGGAGGGCGGAAACUGGAUGCGCCGACGGUGCGGCGCCAACUCGAAACACAGUUCUACUUUGACCUGGCUGGGUUCGCCUUCGACGGGCUCAGCGGCGGAAACGGGCAGCUGAAGGCCUUCGCCCAAGGCUUUGAUUUCUCUUACGAGCGGUUUUUGUAUGGCAGUGAUUUUCCUUUUACGCAAACGCAGUUUGUAAAGUCGUUUGCGGAUCGCAUGAAGGAUGGUCUGGAGCAUCUUUACAACGAGGAAGAGAGAAAGGCGAUGUAUGAAGGUAAUGCAGUCAAGCUGCUAGAGCAAGGAAAGAAGAAGAAUGUGGGAUGA
Molecule: messenger RNA, 1053 nt
Organism: Exserohilum turcica Et28A
Lineage: Eukaryota; Fungi; Ascomycota; Dothideomycetes; Pleosporales; Pleosporaceae
Exons: 1
Coding region: 1-1053 (350 amino acids)
Biological process (GO): secondary metabolic process
Cellular component (GO): cytosol; cytoplasm
Molecular function (GO): carboxy-lyase activity; hydrolase activity
Source: RefSeq, a predicted model, not a curated record